Molecule: messenger RNA, 4165 nt
Organism: Paramisgurnus dabryanus
Lineage: Eukaryota; Metazoa; Chordata; Actinopteri; Cypriniformes; Cobitidae
Gene: arl8bb
Product: ADP-ribosylation factor-like 8Bb
Biological process (GO): anterograde axonal transport; protein transport
Cellular component (GO): lysosomal membrane
Molecular function (GO): GTP binding; GTPase activity
Source: RefSeq, a predicted model, not a curated record
UGACGUCUGUCGCUUCCCGUUUUCUUGCAGCAGGUUCAGGUUGGGUGAGAUUGAGUUGUGAUCAUCUGGGAGAUUUUCAUCCAUACACGCAGCGGAUUGAGAAAUGUUGGCCCUCUUUAACCGGCUGCUCGACUGGAUCCGCUCGCUCUUCUGGAAGGAAGAGAUGGAGCUCACUCUGGUAGGACUGCAGUACUCUGGUAAAACAACUUUUGUCAACGUAAUUGCUUCUGGCCAGUUUAAUGAAGAUAUGAUCCCUACAGUCGGCUUCAACAUGAGGAAAGUGAGCAAAGGCAAUGUAACAAUUAAAAUUUGGGAUAUAGGUGGGCAGCCGCGCUUCAGGAGCAUGUGGGAGAGAUAUUGUCGUGGAGUCAAUGCAAUAGUGUAUAUGGUGGAUGCUGCAGACCGCGAAAAGGUCGAAGCCUCAAGAAAUGAACUACACAACCUGCUAGAUAAACCACAGCUGCAAGGCAUUCCUGUACUCGUCCUUGGCAACAAAAGAGACCUUCCCAAUGCACUCGAUGAGAAGCAACUCAUUGAAAAGAUGAACCUGGCAGCCAUUCAAGACCGAGAAAUCUGCUGUUACUCGAUUUCAUGCAAAGAGAAAGACAAUAUUGAUAUUACAUUACAAUGGCUCAUCCAACAUUCCAAAUCCCGGAGGAGUUGAGAAAAGUCCUCACCAAAUCAGUCCAGCUUUGCCUCUGUUUUUCGCUCAGCCCUGUGGUUCGGUCUCUGUCUCGCUUUUUCUCACUGUUACACAAAGACUCAGUAAAGCAUCAUUGUCACACCAGUGUGCUUCAGGCAUCCCCUCACGAAUGCUACAGAUUUUUGUUUUUUGCUAGAUGGACUUUUAUUUACCCUCACAUGUCCAAGUGGAGGUACAUCUUUCAGCUAAACUAGCAACAGAUCAGAUCUACUAUCAGAUCUACAUUUUAUCCUCUUUGAUCAUUAACAUGCUUUUUUGGGUGGCGUUCACUUUGGAAUGAGCUGUUCCAGUCACCAAAUGGGCGGUCUCACCAAAAAUGAAAUUCUGUCUUCAUUUAUUCAUCCCCUAAUUGUUCCAAUCAAGCAGGAAGCACGAGCACCAAAUGCAAACAUUUUUCUAAAUAUUUUACUUUGUGUUCAGCAAAACAAAGGCAUGCAUGGUUUGGAAGUUCAGGGUAAAUAAAUUAUAAAAUUUAAAUUUUUGGGUGAUCUGUCCCUUCAAAGGUGGGGUGCAUGAUUUAAAAAAAAUAACACUUUGGAAAAGGGAGUCGGGCCGAGUACCAAAACACACUUGUAGCCAAUCAGCCGUAAGGGGCGUGUCUACCGACCGACAUCAUUGCCUGGGUUGCGGGUGUGUGGGGCGGGUCUAUCAAAAGAAGGUCCAGAUUCUAUUGGGGUAGGGGCGUGUUUGUUUAGGUGAUUUCAGAUUUCAACAUUGGCUUUCAGAGAUCAUGCACCCCGCCUUUAAGGAGCCCUUAGUAUAUUGUUCUGUUUAACUCAGUUUUAAUAGUUCAAUUGUUUUAGGCUAAUUUAUGGUUUGGAAGAAUUAACUAUUUAAUACUAAUGAGACAUCUAAAGCUUUUAAAUGCACCCCAUCAACCAUCCUGAUAUUUCAGAGAGGGUUGUAAACUGGUGAAGAAAUUCAGCAUUUGGUAUUUGAAAGUGAAGUGCCUUCUGGAAAUACAUGAAUUAAUAAUUAAAUCCCAAUUUCCUCCAAUUACAUGGAUGGUUAUUAUCCAACCACACACAAUUGUCCAUAGAUGCCGUUAUUACAGCAACAGUAAACACUGCUAAUGCAAUAUGUGUGAUUGAUGACAGCGUGCAUAAGAAUAGAUUUGCACGUAAUCGCUUCUUGGCAAACUGUACAGAGAUGAAUCUGCGCUCUUCAGUGGUUAUGUACUGUAUAUACAGUAGACAUCUGUUAGCACUGCGUGGUGUUUAACAUAAUUCACCUCAGUAGAAGCAGAUUGAUGUGUUGGUCUCAUGAUACAGCAUCAGUACUGUACAUCAUUUUUUAUUUAUGGCUUUAAUGUCGGCCAUGGUCAUGAAUUAAGGCCACGCUCUGAAAGAGAAGUUUAGAUCGAAUGCACAAAUGUAAAUAUGCUUUGGUUAUCAAAAUGUUUGAUUAAAUGAGUAUUAAACUGCUUACAGGAGAAGUGAUAUUAAUAUUUUAUUUUAAAAACGGGUGGAGAAUUUUUCUGAUGCUGAGAUCAAAAUGGCUUGAUUUGUUUCUGCGUGCUGAUCAGCAUUUGUGGUACUGAAAUAAGAUGUCGGGUUUUUUUUAAUGGCCGAUGCCAUUAUUAAGAAAGCAAUGUGAUAUUAGAUCGAUACAACAUGAAAAUUAGUGAAACUAAAUAAAUAUUUAUUCGGCAGAAUAUUAUAUUAUUAUGAUAAUAUUAUUAAGUUGAAAAAUAUUUUUAAAGGCAUUUGUUCUGUGGAUCUGACACCUCAUCUAAUUUUUGAAUUAGAUUUGGCUCCACACCGAAGUGUUUUUGUGUGUAAAACAACGUAACGUCACAUUAAAAAGUGAUUGGUCUGUCAGACAUUGACUUUACAAAGGGGACAUAUCGUGAAAAUAUGACUUUUUUUCAUGUUUAAGUGCUAUAAUUGGGUCCCCAGUACUUCUAUCAACCCAGUGACUUAGCAUGUGAAAAAAUAGCUAAUUGAAAUUUGGCUCCCCUUGUGAUGUCAGAAGGGGAUAAUACCGCCCCUUAAUCUGCACUAUCCAACCACGGCACAGCCAUUUAGUGCAGAGAUCAGCUCAUUUGCAUUUAAAUGGACACACCCAAAACGGCACAUUUUUGCUCACACCUACCAAGUGUCAAUUUUAAAAUUUUAAAAUAAAUUUUCUAUAUGGUAUUUUGAGCUAGAACUUCACAUAUGUACUCUGAGGACACCAAAGAUAAAAAAAUAUUUUAAAAAGUCUUGUGAAAUAUCCCCUUUAAGGAGCAGGAAAGAUUUAUUGACCAGUUUAAAAGAUCUAUCUGCCAAUGCCGAUUAUUAAUAAAAAUUCCAAAUAUCGGCCUAUAUAUCAGCCACUAUAUAUCAUAUAUCCGAUAUAUAUCAGAUAUGAUUUUAUCAUCUUUAAAACUCUGCACUGAUGCUUCUUUCAGACUUCAUAACCAUUGCCUUAUUAUAGCAUUGAAAAUGUACUACAAAGAUGAUUUGUACAAUCUGUCCAGGAUAAAGUUACAGACAGGUAUAUUAUAUUACAUUAUACAUCAAUGGUCUGUGAGUUAUUAAUAGCCUCAAUUUGUAUAUUUAUUUACUACAUUUUUUUUAUAUUAGCUUGGCUUCUUUUAACAGUUUAAACAAUGGUUAAACAUAUCAACAAGUAAAAUAAAAUAAAAUCAACAAGUAAAACAAAAACGUUUUAAGUAAACUAUAUCGAAAAAGCCCUCCAGAUUGUUUUAUUUAUUGUGGUAGCCCUUGCUUACAAAAAGGUUGGAGACCCCUGCUACACAUCAUUCAUUAUAUGUAUCAGCGAUUUCUUUUUAAUGAUCAAAGUUUUACAUGAAAACUAUGAUAAUUGAUUGAUUAAUACAAACCAUUUUAUUUUGACCAAAAUAACUGUAUUAAUCAUCUGCCAUAGUGUUGGAGUGAAGCUUUUAACUUUUUUUUUUUAAAUGCUGUUUGUGUUUCACAAAAUGUGUGCUAAUGCUGGCAAUUAUUUUUCGUUAUUACAACAUAUUUUUUAAUAAAAGUUCAUAAUGGUUGCCAAGUUUUUUAUAUAAUAUAAUGAUUGCGUAUUGUUUAUUUUGUUUAUUAAGGGCUCUCCCUAAAAUGUGAUUGUAGAUUUUUUUCCUUUAUAUUUCUUCUGAGAGGUCAAAUAAUAUGCAGCAUACAAGAGUUACCAAAUUAUUAACAAACACAGAUGGUGUAAUGUGAUUUGUCUUUGCUUUGAUUGUACCAUCACAUCACAUCCCAUAAUUCUCUGUGUUUCUUCAUUGAGAGCUGAUGUGUGUUGUCUAUGGGGGAAAGCUUUUCCAUGUUUAUCUUUGUGCAGUCUUAAAACACCAUACAUGACACUGUUCAUGACUUUUGACACAUGAAAAAUCUAUUUAUCGGUUUGCUGACUUUGUAAAUAUGAAAAAGGACAAAAACAUUACUUGUUUUGCUGAGUGCUCUCAUGUGUUUAUUGCAUUUGGUUUAUUGUGAUUGCUCAAUAAAUUGUUUUUAGAGA